AUGUACAUCCACCAGUACACCUUUACAUCCACCAGCAAAUCAGUACAUCCACCAGCACACCUGUACGUCCACCAGCACACCUGUACAUCCAACAUCACGCCUGAACAUCAACAAGCAUGCCUGUACAUCCACCAGCACACCUGUACAUCCACCAGCACACCUUUACAUUCAGCAGCAACUCAGUACAUCCACCAGCACACCUCAACAUCCACUAGCACAACUCAACAUCCACCAGCACGUCUCAACAUCCACCAACACACCUCAACAUCCACCAGCACACCUCUACAUCCACCAGCACCGCUCAUCACCCCAACGCCACCAUCACACCGCCUCAACAUCCACCAGCACGCCUCAACAUCCACCAGCACGCCUCAACAUCCACCAGCACGCCUCAACAUCCAACCGCUCGCCUCAACAUCCACCAUCGCACGCCCUAACCUUAACCAGCACGCCUCAACGUCCUCCAGAGCCCGCACCACCACCGACACCUCAACAUCCACUCAGCCCCACCACCAAGCCGUCAACAUCCACCCAUCACGCCUCAACAUCCACCAGCACGCCUCAACACCAUCCACCAGCACGCCUCAAACAUCCACCAGCUCGCCUCAACAUCCACCAGCACGCCUCAACAUCAACA
This is a messenger RNA of Procambarus clarkii (red swamp crayfish), 637 nucleotides long. The record is from RefSeq and is a predicted model, not a curated record. Lineage: Eukaryota; Metazoa; Arthropoda; Malacostraca; Decapoda; Cambaridae.